AUGACAAUUUUUAACCUACUAGACUUUGGUGAACAAGGCAUAUAUGAUAUUGUCAAUAAUCUGGGCUCCUUGGCAGCUCGUUUCAUUUUCUUACCAAUUGAGGAAAGCUAUUACCUUUUCUUUGCUCAAACAAUGCAAAGAGAUCUUCCAGCUGAACAACAAAAAUCUAUAAAGUCAGCAAGCGAAACCCUAGAAAUGCUCUUAAAAUUAGUUUUCCUAAUUUCUGUAACAAUCCUGGUUACCUUUGGUGGUACGAAUAACCUAAAUGACAUUCUUCAUCUUGGAAUUGGAGGUGUAAACUUUAUUCUUGUUAUACUGAUAAUCUACGUGAAAGAAGAAAAGCUAAUGCUCUAUAUAAAAAAGCAAUACUUUGUUAAAAAGAAAGCCGUAUGA
This is a messenger RNA of Trichoplax adhaerens, 393 nucleotides long. RefSeq lists its product as uncharacterized. Gene Ontology annotation, biological process: glycolipid translocation; dolichol-linked oligosaccharide biosynthetic process. The transcript is spliced from 4 exons. Bases 1 to 393 code for a protein of 130 amino acids. Gene Ontology annotation, cellular component: endoplasmic reticulum membrane. NCBI's taxonomy places the organism in Eukaryota, Metazoa, Placozoa, Uniplacotomia, Trichoplacea, Trichoplacidae. The record is from RefSeq and is a predicted model, not a curated record.